CCGCCGCUGUGGGCCGCCUCGGCCGCCGGGCACCUGGGGGUGGUGCGGAGCCUGCUGGAUCACGGCGCCUCCGUGAACCAGACCACGCUGACCAACUCCACGCCGCUGCGGGCCGCGUGCUUCGAUGGGCACCUGGAGAUCGUGCGCUACCUCGUAGGGGAGCGUGGCGCCGACCUGGAAGUCGCCAACCGGCACGGACACACUUGCUUGAUGAUUUCUUGCUACAAAGGACACCGGGAAAUCGCACGUUACUUGCUGGAGAAAGGGGCCGACGUCAACCGCCGUAGCGUGAAGGGGAAUACUGCCCUGCAUGACUGUGCCGAGUCGGGCAGCCUGGAGAUCCUGCAGCUCCUGCUGCGCUCCAAAGCCCGCAUGGAGAAGGACGGCUACGGCAUGACUCCUCUGCUGGCCGCCAGCGUCACCGGGCACACCAACAUUGUGGAGUACCUCAUCCAGGGCGAGCUGCGGCAGGAGGAGGCCGCGGGGAACCAGAGUGGGACUUGUGCGGCAGGCGGGGGCCAUCCGAGGGGCUGCGGUGCCGGCCAGGAGUCUCCUCGGUGCUGUGCCGGAGAGGGGCAGGAGCAACGUUGCGCCUCGGCUUGCGCUCAGGACGAGCAGCACGUCCCGAACGUGCUGUGCACUCGGGAAGCGGCUGUGGAAGCCCUGGAGCUGCUGGGGGCCACCUUCGUGGAUAAGAAGCGGGACCUUCUGGGAGCCCACAAGUACUGGCGAAGGGCCAUGGAGCUCCGCUGCGAGGGGGGGCAGUACCUGCCGAAGCCCGAGCCGCGACAGCUCGUGCUGGCCUACGACUACUCGCGGGAGGUGAGCUCGCUGGAGGAGCUGGAGGCCCUCAUCACCGACCCGGACGAGAUGCGCAUGCAGGCCCUGCUGAUCCGCGAGCGCAUCCUGGGCCCUUCGCACCCCGACACUUCCUACUACAUCCGUUACCGAGGGGCCGUCUACGCCGAUUCCGGCAACUUUGAGCGCUGCAUUAACCUGUGGAAAUACGCCCUGGACAUGCAGCAGGGCAACCUGGAGCCUCUCAGCCCGAUGACCGCCAGCAGCUUCCUUUCCUUCGCGGAGCUCUUCUCUUACGUGCUUCAGGACCGCUCCAAGGGCACCUUAGCCACGCACUUGGGCUUCUCCGACCUCAUGGGAGUCCUGAGCAAAGGGGUGCGGGAGGUGGAGCGGGCGCUCGUGCACGGCAAGGACCCUGUCGUGGACUCGGCGCAGUUCACCAAGACCCUGGCCAUCAUCCUGCACCUGGUGUUCCUCCUGGAGAAGGUGGAGUGCACGCCGGAGCAGGAGCACCAGAAGCGGCAGACCAUCUACCGCCUGCUCAAGUGCAGCCCCCGCGCCAAGAACGGCUUCACCCCGCUGCACAUGGCCGUGGACAAGGACACCACGACGGUGGGCCGCUACCCGGUGGGCAAGUUCCCCUCGCUGCACGUGGUGAACCUGCUGCUGGACGCCCGCAGGGGGGCCGGCGCCCACAUGGAUGCCACCAAUGCCUUCAAGCAGACGGCCUACGAGCUGCUGGACGAGAAGCUGCUCACCAAGAGCAUGAUGCAGCCCUUCAACUACAUCACCCUGCAGUGCCUUGCUGCCCGCGCGCUGGACAAGCACAAGAUCCCCUACAAAGGCUUCAUCCCCGAGGAGCUCGAAGCCUUCAUAGAGCUGCACUAGGGCAGGUGAGCU
Messenger RNA from Tinamus guttatus (white-throated tinamou), 1698 nucleotides. The record is from RefSeq and is a predicted model, not a curated record. NCBI's taxonomy places the organism in Eukaryota, Metazoa, Chordata, Aves, Tinamiformes, Tinamidae.